AUAAAGGGAGAUAACGGGCUCUUAGUAGCGGCUGAAAACUUUUUAUACUGACAUGUUAGAGCAAUGACUUUUGCGUAACGGUAAAACUGGGACUAGGCUCCCAGCAUGCUAUAGGGUCCUUACGAGAAGAGGAAUAAGGAAAGAUUGUCACGGCCUGGUGGGGGUAAAGAAAGCAGUGAAUCCGUUGAAGUUCAGAAAGAAAGAGCGAGCAAGAUUUCCGAAAGUUGAGAGUAAUAGUAACAGAAACACAGCGGCGGUGGAAGAGCUAGUGUACCCAUUUGAAAGAUGAGCUUGAUGUCUGCCAUAGACACCAGUGCCUCCGUGUACCAGCCUGCGCAGCUACUGAAUUGGGUCUAUCUCUCUCUGCAAGACACCCACCAAACUAGCGCUUUUGACGCCUUUAGACCCGAACCCAACUCGUCCCACCCGGAGUUGAACUACUGCAAGGCUCCCGCCGCGGACGUGAGCUCGUCCCUCAACUCCAAUUAUCUCAACAAUUUUUUUCAGCUCCAGCGGAAUGAGGCAUUGAAUAACAGGGUAUAUAAAAAUGUCUCGCCAUACGACUCGCUCAACAACAUUGUUGACGGACUCAACUCCUUGACGGACCACUUCUCCGACCUCUCCCUCUCCUCAGAGCCCCGCAAGCCCAGCAAAAGACCCCCGCCCAACUACCUAUGCCACCUCUGCUUCAACAAGGGCCACUACAUCAAAGACUGCCCCCAGGCACGGCCUAAAGGUGAGGGUCUAACUCCAUACCAGGGGAAGAAGAGGUGUUUCGGGGAGUACAAAUGUCCCAAGUGUAAGAGGAAGUGGAUGAGCGGUAACUCCUGGGCCAACAUGGGACAAGAAUGUAUCAAGUGCCAUAUCAACGUCUACCCACACAAGCAGGAGCACGGAGCGGUUCUUAGCAGAGUGGUUGGAAAGGACAUGGAUCGAUGGAACGGGAUUUCCAACCACUCAACUCUGCUCACAUGCUCUGGUCUGGACGCAAUCAGGCUACCGAAAGCGCAUACACGUCCAUUGGAGAAGCCUGAUGGCCUGGACGUCUCAGACCAGAGUAAGGAGCACCCUCAGCACCUGUGUGAGAAAUGCAAAGUCCUGGGCUACUACUGCCGACGCGUGCAAUAACACCUUAACAUAUACUCCCACCCCUUGCUUCAAUCCUCCCCUCCCUCUCAUCCAUCCAUCCUCCUUCUCCUCUCCCCAUCUCCAUCACCUGUUCCUCACCCCUUCCACUCCUCCUCCCCCUCCCUUGUUCCUCCUCCCAUCCCCUCUCUGAAUUAGUCGUUAAACCUCCUUUUGGGGAGGUUUGUCACUAAACACAGUUCCUGGUCAUUAUCCCUACACCUACUGGCCCUUUCUUAACGGUAAAGGAGUGAGAGAAACUGAUCCAAGACCUGUACUUAGUGAUUAAAAGCCCACAAAGUGCUCUUUCUAAACAGUGAUAAAACCCCACAAAGUGCUCUUUUUAAAAAGUGAAAACGUGCCUAAAUAAUUGUAUGUAAAUAUCCUCAAUCAUGACAGGGCCUUGUAGCCUUGUGUACCCCACGCAAUGUGUGUGUGUAUAAUGUGAUAUUGUUCUCACUGACAGUAUUGCCCUCUCCUUGAUUUCAUUACCUCACUUUGGGCUCUGUUGAUUUUGUGGUUACAGAAGCGUUUUCCCUGCCAAGUGAAGUGUGUGUGGAUGUUCUGAGUAUUAAAACAGACAGAGACAGGGCUUCUAGUGAUGGUAAUGUAACAAAGGUCCCUAUAAACCUUCUAUCGUCAUGAGCUCAAGUCGGGGUCAAUGUCUGGUCAAAUGUCAACCUAUACAUUAAUAACUGUGAAUGAAUUAUGAAUUGAUUAUUGAUUGAUUAACUGAGGGAUACCGCACCAUACAUCCCUGGCUUACAUGUUAUAUGUGGUGUAUUUAUUAUUUGUCGUCUGUUUGUCUGUUGUGCAAUUUUAAAUUGAUUUUAACUGGGAUAUAUACAAGUAACUCUCAAAAUCUAGGAAACACCAACAUAAAGUGUCUUAAUAACAGGGCCAGAGCAGCUUCAAUGAACCGUGGCAUAGAUUCUACGUGUCUGGAACUCUAUAGGAGGGAUGCGACACCAUUCUCCUAUGAGAAAUUCCAUCAUUUGGUGUUUUGUUGAUGGUGUUUGAAAACGCUGUCUCUGGUGCCACUCCAGAAUCUCCCAUAAGGGUUCAACUGGGUUGAGAUCUGGUGACUGAGACUGCCAUGGCAUAUGGUUUUCAUCGUUUUCAUGCUCAGCAAACCAUUCAAUGACCACUUGUGCCCCGUGGAUGGGGGCAUUGUCAUCCUAUGGUGGCAUAGCCAUGGUAGCCAAAAUAAUUGCAAAAAUCAUGGCCUGCCCAGCAUUUUUAUACAUGACCCUAAGCAUGAUGGGAUUUUAAUUGUUUAAUUAUCUCAGGAACCACACCUGUGUGGAAUAUCCUGCUUUCAAUAUACUUUGUAUCCCUCAUUUACUUGUGUUUCCAUUAUUUUGGCGGUUACUUGUAUAUGAAUGUGUAAUAGUAUACGUGUGUAUGUUUUUAUAUCAAAGUAUUAUUGUGUAACUGCUUCUAAUUGUCUAUAGAAACUACUUUAGGUUGAGAAUCGUUCUUCGUUUAGAUGUAGUUCCGUGGUAAUAACAUUGUUGUUUUGUAUUUAACAUGCUAUGCAUUUACGUCAGCAAUGAAAUGAGUGUUUAGGUAUUAAUCGAGAUUUACAAAUUGACCAGCUUUGAAAAUUCUUGUCCAAAGCCAAAUGCAGUAAGAGACGUUUCUGUUAUGAUAAAGACUGAAUAUCCAGUUCCUCUUAGCCAAUAUAACAUUCAUAUUUAGACUCUCAAGUGUUAGAUUGAACCUAUCUGCAAUGCUGUAGUCUUUUUUUUGCCUAAUACUUUACUUCCAAAUAAUCAUUUUAUUAUUGUAAUGAGUUCCUUGAAAAGUAAUUCCUUCCUGUACUCUAUGUAUGCCAACAAUAUUCUUAUUAAGGACUCAACUUCAGUAGUCUAUUUGGUGUAGGAUGCCGGUAGAUUGACAUGGUGGAUUUUAGUUGAUUAGAACUGGUAUUUAAUCUGGUAUAUACAGUAAAUAAGUAAUCCUUAUGCAUUUCAAAGUGGUUUUAUAGUAUACAUAUACCAUUUGCAAAUUCACAUCUUUUUUAGGACUCACACCUGGCCAAUAGAGUUGUUCCAAUCUUGUAACGCUACUUUAAGAAAGCUUUAUUAACCUAGAAAUAUGACAGUGAAUCUAACUAAUAUCUUUUCCCAAGGGGUUUAACCCCUUCAUAGUGUGUCAAACAGGUGACAGCAGUAAAGGAUGUCUGGGGAGAGAGAGAGGUGAAGGGAUGUAGGUAAGAUGAAUAUAAUGUUUGGUGAAGAAAAAAUAAGUGGGAAAGUUGUCUUGUAACAGACAUAGCCAUGUUUUGUUUAUCAGAGGAGUUUUGUAAGUGUGAUGAUGGAUUAAGUUUACGUUUCUGUGUGUUUGAUACCACAUUAUGAUAUAAACAUUAAAUAAUGUCUUUAAUAGAGGAGGUAACUAA
Molecule: messenger RNA, 3529 nt
Organism: Oncorhynchus gorbuscha (pink salmon)
Lineage: Eukaryota; Metazoa; Chordata; Actinopteri; Salmoniformes; Salmonidae
Product: zinc finger CCHC domain-containing protein 24-like
Exons: 5
Coding region: 286-1128 (280 amino acids)
Molecular function (GO): zinc ion binding; nucleic acid binding
Source: RefSeq, a predicted model, not a curated record